AUGGAUGGUGGAGACAGGAUUUUGGUGGCUGCGGGUCUGACCGCUGCUGUAGUGGUGGGUGCUUUUGUGUUAUGGGGUCCCGGUGGAGCACCGAAAGUGCGAAAGCGUCGGGGACAGAUAGCGGGGCUCCAGAACAUGGGUAGAACUUGUUUUUUGAACACACUGCUGCAGGCACUGGCUGCCUGUCCCACAUUCAUCGAAUGGCUCAAGAAAUACGCCAAGGCUGAUAGUCACAACAGUAUGAUUACUACAUUAUACACAGUUAUUGAAGUUGUAAAUGGAACACAUGAGUCAGCCCGAGGUACACCAGUGUGUCCAUUGGGAGUUUUGCAGUCACUCCGAGCAGCCGGAUGGGUGGUGCCGGCUGACCAGCAGGAUGCCCAUGAAUUACUUCAUGUGCUCCUAUCAUGUAUAGAAGAGGAGACUGCGGCUAUGGCUAAAAAGCCAGGCUGUCUCUCCGACGCGCUCGGGCUAGGCGGCAGCCGUGCCUGGUCUGCACUAGCAUCGCCCGCCUCCCCGCCAGCUGCGCCACACCCCCUCCGUGCGGAUUCAACACCGCCUACUCCCUCGGCACUUACUGUCCGGCCGGCUUCCGCUGCGCCUACUGAUGAGCCGGACUUAGAGGAACCAGAGCCAAUGAUGCCCCGACUCACAAAGGGUGUGUCCCGGUCGCUGUGCCACUUGAGCUCAGUGGGUCGUCGUUGGGUGACCCCAACGACAGCGCGGCCUCCCCCCGCGCCUCCCUUCCGCGGAACUUUGGCCUCCAGAUUACAAUGUACUGUUUGUUCACAUAAGAGUCCGAUCCGGUACGACAAGUUCGACAGCAUUUCCCUUUCUAUGACCAACGCGAGCGUCGGUCUCACCGGUUCCUACAGUCUGGCUGGGCUGCUGCGCGCGUUCACGGCCCCGGAGAUGGUGAAGGGCGUCCGCUGCUCCAAGUGCUGCCCGGAGCCCGCUGAGGGCGCGCCCCCCGCGCCCCCCACCGCCUACACCAAGCACAUACGUACUGUUAGCUUCGGGAAGCUCCCGUACUGCCUGUGCCUGCACGUGGGGCGCGUGGAGUGGCUGAGCGGCGCGCUCAACAAGCGCAGCGAGUUCGUGGCCUUCCCCGAGACACUCUCCAUGGCGCCCUACGCGGCCGUGCAGCAGCCCAAGACGGAGCUGUCGUCGCUGGUGAGCGGGGGGCGGCUGCGCGGGGGGCUGGCCGCGCUCAACGCGGGGGGCGGGGCGGGGGGCGCGGCGCCCUACCGCCUCAGCGCCGUCGUCGUGCACGUGGGCGGCCCGCGCUCCGGACACUUCGCCACCUACCGCCGCGGGAACGGCUUCGAAUCCAAAAGGUGGUGGUACACGUCAGACACGCUGGUCCACGAGGUGUCGCUGCAGGAAGUGCUGCGCUGCUCCGCGUACAUGCUGUUCUACGAGCGAGUGAGGCCCGACACCGUCCUCUCCACCACUGCCACUCAACACUUCUAA
Arctia plantaginis is the source of this 1473-nucleotide messenger RNA. NCBI's taxonomy places the organism in Eukaryota, Metazoa, Arthropoda, Insecta, Lepidoptera, Erebidae. The record is from the annotation of a GenBank genome assembly.